Messenger RNA from Osmerus eperlanus (European smelt), 2923 nucleotides. RefSeq names its product RING finger protein 11. Gene Ontology annotation, molecular function: ubiquitin protein ligase activity. The coding region runs from base 561 to 1025 and encodes 154 amino acids. Gene Ontology annotation, cellular component: ubiquitin ligase complex. The record is from RefSeq and is a predicted model, not a curated record. NCBI's taxonomy places the organism in Eukaryota, Metazoa, Chordata, Actinopteri, Osmeriformes, Osmeridae. Gene Ontology annotation, biological process: ubiquitin-dependent protein catabolic process. The transcript is spliced from 3 exons.
CCUUACGUCAUAUCCAAUGGACGGAUAGCUGUCCUGGGUUGAAAAAGAGAACAUGAUUAAAUCCUUAUUUGACAAUAGACAACUGAGACCAUGACCUAUGCUCGCAUAAACAUCACUUUGUAAGGCUUGUUGCUGUCAGAUGCUGUUAGGUGGGCGAUUUCUAUUCGAAGUCGUAAACCGAGGAAUGACUGACAUUAGUCUCGUAGGAAGUCGCUAGCAAGUGAAAAAGUAGCAACCAGCUACUAGUAGCUGUAGCUAGUCUAGUUAGCACCAGGGUCCUUUGUUUUCAGAUGCUAUGAUCGUAAUAAUGUUGUUGAAUAGCUAGGAAUCGCUGGAUGUUCGGACGCUAGUGCUCGGUUAUAUUCGUAAUAACAUGUAUCGGAUAGCUUAGUAGGUUGUUUAACAAUAAUAACCAUUGUCAUUUAAUUUGAAAAAGGAGAGAGUUGUAUCUUAGCCAGGUAGCUAAACGGACAACGGCAAGUUUAACAAGCUAUUGGUCUGUAGUAGCUAGUUCUAGCCAGGUAGCUAAGCAGAAAUACAAGGGCUAUUAAGAAGAGGAUAUGGGCAAUUGUCUCAAAUCGCCGACGUCGGACGAUAUUUCUUUGCUUCACGAAUCCCAGUCAGACAGAGCAAGUUAUGGUGACGGGACAGACCCAGACAUGGAACCACCUCCACCUUAUCAGGAGCAGGCCCACAUGCCCAUGUAUCACCCCACCCCCAGCCAGGCCCGGUUGGCCACCCAGCUGACAGAGGAGGAGCAGGUUCGUAUCGCCCAGCGAAUCGGCCUCAUCCAGCACCUCCCCAGGGGUGUGUACGACGGCGGGCGCGACGGUUCGGAGAAGAAGAUCAGAGAGUGUGUGAUCUGUAUGAUGGACUUUGUGUACGGGGACCCCAUCCGGUUCCUGCCCUGCAUGCACAUCUACCACAUGGACUGUAUAGACGACUGGCUGAUGCGCUCCUUCACCUGUCCCUCCUGCAUGGAGCCUGUGGACGCCGCCCUGCUCUCCACCUACGAGACCAACUGAACCUGCGCCAGACCCCCCCCCCCCCCCAACCCACCACCCUCUCCCCACCCACCGCAACCCAAAGGGCCGCCUUCAGAAACACUUCUUCAGAAACACACUUCAGUCAAACACACACACCCCACCCAUACAGCCUUGCCCGCUCCUUCCGCCCUCUCGCCUCACACGUACAGUGUGAGAUGCAGCAAGUUGUUGAGGCUGUCGACUAGAUGAGAGACUUAUGUUAACACUCGUGAUGCAGAACAUGCUGGCCCAUCCGACGGCAUGGGCUGGCUGGUGCAGGGAAGGCCAGCCGAAGUCAAAUCUCGAUAAGACAGUUGCCUGUUUAGGUCAUACAUGCAUGUAUGUGUGUGACUUGUGUGUUUGUGUGUCUUCCUGGUUGGGGGCGUGUUCCGGAAAGUUUAUAAGACUGGAUAAGCUUGGUGUUGAUGAAGAGUUGUGGGAGUUUGUGUUGGGAUGCAGUUCCGCUUGAGCAGGUCUCAGUGGUUUUCUUUGUCUGUCAGUCAUAAUGAUUAGUGACCACAUGAUUAGUAGGUGUAAAUGAGAUACUUGUCCACCUUCUGUAUUUGGCAAUAGGGAAGUCCUGUCAAAUUUCAGAAAUUGCAUCAAUAAGACCAAGUGCAUACUCAUCAUCAAAGGUAAUUUCCCCCAAAAGGCCUACAUGGUGGAUAUGUAGGUAAGCAGACUGAAUAUCCUGUGUUAGUUUUACAUCGGUGUACAGUAUAUAGGAAUUACAACUUAAUAUCCUGAACAUCGACAACAACAAACAUUUGCACACUGCAGAAAUCGCCCAAUGUCCAUCCUUUAUUGUGUCUAAAUGGGAGAUAUAUGUAUGUAAACAUUUAGCUUAGCCUUUUGUCCUCAUUAGGUUUUUAUGUUACACCACAAUGGCUUCACUGCUAGAGCUAGGUGGACAAUAAUGGGACCCCUUACGCUAGUCCAAAUGACCAGAAAAGAAAAUUAAGAGCUUUAUAGCACUGUGUACUGUUGGUGAGUUAAACAUAGGUGGAGUGGAAUAGCUGUCGACCAAUUGUAAAGGGCUCAUUUGUGCAUGGUCAGGAGGAUCAGUCUAAAGUUAGGAAUGCUUGCAAACACAUUUAUCUGAUCCAGAUAUUUGCACUUUACUUAUAGGACAAUAACGGAAAACAUUAUAUUAAUAUAUAAAACUAUAACCUUGCACUAUCAGUAUGAUUUCUUGUUUUUUUCCGCAAUGCAGAAAUGACAGAACACUCAAAUGCUUUUGUCAGUGCUACCGUUGGUCACCUACCACAUUGAAGUAAGCCUGAACACCUGGACUUAUAAGUUGUGUGAUUCGAUAGUGUGACUUUGUUUUGUUUCGCUUUUUGAAGCCGUGUGUGAAUGGUAGGAAAGGGACAGAGGUUGGAGAAGACCCACAUUUAGAUGCAGAAAAAGCGGAAUCUGAUCUGCUCACAAGCAGAACCCCCUUUGAAUCAAUACCCCGUUGGUAUGUUCAGAAAGAGACUCUACAGUUACAUCUUUGUUUGCCUUUUUGUAAUAUGCUGCAAUUAUUUCCAUUUGAGGUGUUGCAUAUGUUAGUAGUGAUACCUUCUUUCUGUGUAGCCGUCUUAGAUUGUGUGAUACCAUUGUGUAAUGUGUCUAAGACAACAACCUUCACUAUUAGUGUACACUGUUGAGUCUGUUUGCAAACCUCUGUCCCGUUGCAGUUUCAGAGUGAGAGAGAUGUUUCUCUUAAAGUGUGAUCGACGUUGGAGAUGACACACUUUUUCAAUUAGCUUUUUUGGUUUGGAGUGUUUUUCUCUUCAUUUAAGUUCUGCAGGAUACUAAAAAUAAAUGUUAUCUCCUGUAAUCUUUGUUUUUGGGAGGCUAACUAGCCCUCAUGUAAAGAAAACCAAUAAACAAGAAAGCACACUUGUCGGUCA